UGGAGAGAAAUGGAUUUCAUCCAGGUGUUUUCCUUCACUCUGCUGUCCGUUCUGGCAGCCAACGCUCAGAUCUUCAGUCCUGGCAGAUGUCCCCAAGCUGCUGUUCAGCAGCAGUUUGAUGCUGCAAGGUAUCUUGGUAAAUGGUAUGAAAUCCAGAGGUUGCCCCACACGUUUCAGACAGGCCAGUGCAGCACUGCCACCUACAGUCUGCAGAGUCCUGGUGUUGUUGGAGUCCUAAACAGGGAGCUGCUUGCGAAUGGGACCAUUGAUGAAAUCAUUGGGACUGCCAAACCUGACCCAGCUGAGCCUGCCAAACUGCUGGUCUACUUCUUUGAGAACUCUCCCCCUGCUCCAUACUGGGUUCUGUCCACAGACUAUGAUAACUACGCCCUGGUCUACAGCUGCACCGACCUACUUAUGUUGCACGCUGACUUUGUCUGGAUCCUGAGCAGGCAGCCCACUCUGCCUGACGAUACCCUGGAGGAGCUUCACAGCAUCCUGCGGUCCCUCAAUGUCAGUGUAGACAAGCUGCUGUACACCAACCAGGAUCCAGUGUCAUGUAGUGUCAUGAACCAGUAAAAUAAUA
Messenger RNA from Cyprinodon variegatus (sheepshead minnow), 586 nucleotides. Its product is annotated as apolipoprotein D-like. The record is from RefSeq and is a predicted model, not a curated record. NCBI's taxonomy places the organism in Eukaryota, Metazoa, Chordata, Actinopteri, Cyprinodontiformes, Cyprinodontidae. Bases 10 to 579 code for a protein of 189 amino acids. Gene Ontology annotation, molecular function: lipid binding. Gene Ontology annotation, biological process: brain development; lipid transport; tissue regeneration. The transcript has 4 exons.